This is a messenger RNA of Pogonomyrmex barbatus (red harvester ant), 6782 nucleotides long. RefSeq lists its product as uncharacterized. Lineage: Eukaryota; Metazoa; Arthropoda; Insecta; Hymenoptera; Formicidae. Gene Ontology annotation, molecular function: RNA polymerase II cis-regulatory region sequence-specific DNA binding; DNA-binding transcription factor activity. The record is from RefSeq and is a predicted model, not a curated record. Gene Ontology annotation, biological process: regulation of transcription by RNA polymerase II.
UACACACACACACACACACACACGCGCGCACACACGGGCAACGAUCGCACUCGGUCUUGAACGAGAAGCGGAUGCCUGUGUACGAGAGGAUCCGUUCUCGUUGCGUCGGCCCGUCGUAUGUGUGAAACGCUCUUUCCGCUAGGUUGUCAAUACGAUCGUACGUGUAAAAUCGACCGCCGGCCAUAAAAUAAUAACGAUGGAGCUCAACGGUGCGGGAACGCCCGUCGGGGCCGUGGCUUGUCCCGUGUGUACUCUUUAUUUACGCGAGGGUAUCAGUCUGCAAAAACAUCUGGACACUCAUCCCAAGGAACAGGUUAUAGAGGCUCUUAUCAAAGCCAGCGCCUCCUCGUUGCAGACGCAACAGCAACAGCAGCAGCAACAACAACAACAACAACAACAACAACAAGCUCUACCAGCUCCAGCAGCAGCAGUAGCGACAACAACAGCAACGUCAUUACCUUUAUCAUUGCAAUCGCAAGCUACACUUCAGACCCCUUCUUCUAUCCAGACGCCUCAAACGUCGUCCCAGGUCUCGCAGAAUGCGCAUAUUUCUACUCAUUCACCAUAUCCUGUAGGACCUAUCUUCGAAUGUCCGCCCAUAAGCACCAUGAUGCCACCGCAGUUCACCUCAUUCAGCUAUCAGCAAUUUGUGAACAAUGGGACCAUGAUGAUACCGCAGUACGCGAUGGCGCCGCAAGCCAAUCAGAUGAUGCAGAUGCUGUAUAAUCCAUAUGGUAUGUACCAACAGCAAAUACCCACCGUCCAAAUGAUCUCACCAGUUGCAGCUAUUCCUGGCGCGACGACGAGGGCCCGACCAGUAGUCACGGUGGCUGGGGAGAGCAACGUCAGAACCCUGACAGUUCCUGUAAAUAGUCCUGAGCCGAAGCAGAUUCUGCCCGAGAUUCUACCAGAUACGGAGUCCGAGGCUGGACAAGUUAUACCGGAUGUGAGUCUUUCGGCCUCGCCGGUGUUGCAGAACGAGGAUAUAUCCGUCAGGGUGAGGGAGGAGAGCGACGACGGCAGUGCACUGCCGAUUGAUCACCGGCAGCAGACGCAAAGUUCUACAUCCGCUGGUGAAAAUACGGUGCAGCACGAAUAUAAUACUAUUACUAGAUCUAUUACAAUCGCUUGCGCUAUAGAUAAUACCGAUGACAAAGUGGAGAGUGUGUUGCCGGACAUGGUGGACGAGGAGCUGCCGACCAGCAUUUCGACCACGGAUAUGCAAUGUAAAUCUGUGACGUACGAGCAACCGGAAACACAACAGUUUACGCAGCAGAUCAUGGAGAAGGGGUAUAUAAGUGUAUCCAGUAGAAAAUCUAAUGCGACGGCUGACGCCGACUCCGUGGCUUGCGAUCGCGAGUCGGAAGUAAUAAGCGACGAGAGACCCGUAAGUCAUGGCAGCAACGGUACCGUUGUCAACAGUAACGUUGCAUCUCCGCGGGAUAUAAUAGCAAUAGACGCGUUGAAAGACUCUGUCCAACCCGAGCUUAACUCGGUAGAAAAAUUGGAGAAUCUGAUAACGAUAAUGGAAACGGAACUUAAUAAUGCUUCGCUGCAGAAAGACAGUAAUGUGCAAAAUGAUCAGGAGAGAUUGGUAGACGCGAAGGAGAAGAACGCCGUGGUGGAUCGGGAGGAGAGUGUGAUUCACGAUACGGUAGUCACAAUUCCAGGUGCCCACGAGAAAGAUCACAUAUUGCCCGACAUACAGGAGGAGAACAAUACGUGGAGCCCGAGUAAUUACGUAGCCAAUGAACUGAGAAUGUUAGAGAAACGUUGUCGUUCGUUAUGCAAAAUAGACUGUUCGAAAGUAAACGACACCCUAGAAAGAACUUUGGAUAGAACUUUUCAUUCAGAUAAUUAUAAGUAUAGUUUUUCAGCGCCUGCGUCCCCAAUUGCGAGGAAGAAGGGUCGCAGAAACGUGCGUCACUACAGCUCGCGAUCGGAGCAUGGGUCGUACGAAAAUCUCAGCGGGUACCGCCAUCGUGUCGGCUUCGAUGACGCGACGCCUAUGCAUGACGACGAUGACGAGGAUGACGAUGAUGACGACGAGGACGACGACGAGGACGUAGACGAGGACGAAAACGAGAAAAUGGACGAAGAGGACAAUUUCGACGAGGCGGACAUGGAGAUCGAUGAAAUUCCCAGUCCACACACGCCCUUCGCGGAUUGCGGUGUCCGUUCGCAUACGCCAUUGUCCACGAUCAGCGGUAUUUCCGUGUUGAGAGUCAGGAAGGAUCUCAGCAAACCGUGCUCACCCACGUCCGUACACUCGUUUCACCACGUCGACAGUGAUAGCGUGACUCACGAUGAGGACAGCAAUGGCGUAGGUAACACCGCAGAAAAAGAUCCGAUUGACUGUUCUCAGGUAGAGGAGGAGAAAAUCAAGACUGAUCAUCAGCGUCAGGAGGCACAGGUCGCGGUAUGCGAGAACGUCGCGAAGGUUCAGGAAUCGAGUAGCAGCUACACGUACCAUCAGUCCGUGAUUACCGAGCACGUCAGUUCGUUCCCCGUGAUACACUCGCAAUCGUCCGUCUUGAUGCACGAGUCCUAUUCCAUCACGACGAGCACCAAGACGCAGAAUCUCCUGAAUCUCUCGGAGUCGAUCAAUCCUACAACUAGCGCCGAAUCCAGGAGUUUUCACUCCGCCAAGUCGUUGAUGCCGAAGCAAUCGAUGGAACUGCUCAACAUAAAUGAGGAUGCUCACGCCGGGCCGAUUAAUGUCUUUGAAUUCGACGGACUGCAAAUAUUAGUUCCUACUAGUACGUUUAUAAGUGACUCGUCCCAGAAAGCGGUGAGCGCGACUAGCCAGCAAUCCAUGGCAAGUAGCGAGGGUGCGAUAGGCAUCGACGAGGAGGUGAAGAGUAUUAAUAUGCGUGCCGAUGAGACUAUGCCGCCCAGAGGCGAAUUGUCGGAACAAGAAAGCAAUGGGUGCACGGAGCAGUCUGCAUGGCAGUUGUACAUGGGUCAAGAAUCCUCACGCAUGUCAACUUCUUAUGAUCUUUUGGCUCGAGAAAGCUGGGAAGAAUCGGAAGGAUCCGACAACGAGAUCAGCGGGCCGUUGUUGGACAGUAGAUCAUUGGCUACGCAUUUUACAUCAAGUCUGUUUCUGGAUCGAGACCGAAAGACACCGACCAAACGGACAUUCAAGUGUUCUCACUGUAGCGAAGUGUUCGAUUGCCCAAAGGAGCGCAGAGUUCACAGCACAACAGUUCACAAGGAUGCGAUGCCCAGUAGCAGUAGAGACCAAUUGGAUCAGCCAGAGGUAAAGGACAUCAAAUUGCUGGACAAUCGUAUAAACAUGUUCGACGAUAUAUUUGUGCCGAGUAUACACAUGCAACAGAUGUAUCAUCAUCAGCAACCUCUCUUGCAUCAGCUGCAGCCGCCAUCGCAGCCUGGCUCGGAUGGUCUGACGAAGGCCGAAAAUGACCAGAAGAUCGGUGAGAAUCUGGUGAUACCCUCAAACAUCGAGGUGAUCUGCACGAUAUGCAAUCAGCGAUUCAACAGCGAGAAGUCUCUGCAGGCACAUCAUCGGCGCGUGCAUAUCGCUGAUGUAAACAAACGCAUACGCGAGACUUCCAAGUGCCAGAUAUGCAAUGAAGAGUUCCCAUCAGUGUUCCUAUUCAACGCCCACUUGAAGAUACAUCCGUUAGAAUGCGGACAGUGCGGCAAGUAUUUCUACCGGAAGCAGAACUUUAAGCUCCAUAUGAAACGACACCUGGGCAUCAAGCCGUUCCCGUGCACCGUGUGCGACAAGGCGUUCCUUACCAAACAGAAGUUAGAGGAGCAUACCAACGGUCACACCGGUAACGCGCCCGUUCGUUGUAGCCUAUGCAACGAGACCUUCCGUAGAUACUCGAAUUUGACUCAGCACAAAAACAGACACCAUCUUAAUAUCAAGAAGAAGCUCAAAGACUAUAUAUGCCACUGCGGUGAGGUGUUUCAUACGAAAAAAAAACUCGCCUGGCACAAGGAGACUCACGAUGAGAAGCCCAAGGCGUGCACGUAUUGCAAUGAGCGAUUCAUCCACAUGGCCAGCCUGACGCGUCAUAUGCGUCGCGCUCACAAUCGCCGAUUCGUGCCCGAUGCCCAGCGCGAAAGUGAGAACGUCGAGUGCCCAAUUUGCAAGUGUAUCUACCUGCGAUCCUCGCUGGCGGUGCAUAUGCGAGUGCAUAACGGGGAACGGCCGUACGAGUGUCAGGUCUGCUCCAAGGCGUUCAGUACCAAGUGGAAUCUGCAGCUGCACAAAUGGACUCACGCGGCGCGCAGCACCAAGCCGUUCAAAUGUACUCAGUGCAGCGCGGCGUUCUAUCGUCACAGCGAUUACACGGCGCACAUGAAUUCCCAUCGGAACGUGCGGCCGUACACGUGCAACUAUUGCGGCGCGCAGUUCAUCCGCAAAUACAAUUGCCUGCGGCACGUAAAGGAGCACGAGGAGAACAAGGCGUACACGUGUGAUGUGUGUAACAAAACCUUCCACCGCUCGUACUAUCUUAAGGAGCACUUACGGGUGCACUCGGGCGCGCGACCGUACACGUGCCACAUUUGCGGUAAGUCCAGCGGCACCAAGUCCAAUCACAACAAGCACGUGCGAAUUCAUCAUGCGCGCGAGCCUGUAAAUACCGAGAAUAAGAAUAAUCUCUUGAGAGAAAUCAAUUGUUUUGAAAAAAUGUCAACGAGAAGAAAAGCCGACACGCAGGUGCCGGCCGAGGAGAGCGAUUUGCUGUCGAUUCGGCCUCUUGGUGCAGGCCAAGAGGUCGGCAGGUCGUGUAUUAUGUUAGAAUUUAAGGGGAAGAAAAUAAUGUUGGACUGCGGCAUACACCCGGGUCUUUCGGGAAUGGACGCACUCCCGUUCGUCGAUCUCGUCGAGGCCGACGAGAUCGAUCUGUUGUUGAUUUCUCAUUUUCACUUGGACCAUUGCGGUGCCCUGCCCUGGUUUCUGCAAAAGACGAGCUUCAAGGGUCGCUGUUUCAUGACGCACGCCACCAAGGCGAUUUACCGCUGGCUAUUGUCGGACUACAUCAAGGUGAGCAACAUAGCCACCGAACAGAUGCUGUACACCGAGUCCGAUCUGGAGACCAGCAUGGACAAAAUAGAGACUAUCAAUUUCCACGAAGAGAAGGAUGUGUUCGGGAUCAAGUUCUGGGCCUAUAAUGCAGGUCAUGUUCUGGGCGCCGCUAUGUUCAUGAUAGAGAUCGCUGGUGUGAAGAUCCUGUAUACAGGAGACUUCAGCCGGCAGGAGGACAGACAUUUGAUGGCCGCCGAGAUUCCAAAUAUCCAUCCUGACGUACUGAUUACAGAAUCCACUUAUGGUACUCACAUCCAUGAGAAGAGAGAGGAUCGAGAGGGUAGAUUUACAAAUCUUGUACAUGAAAUUGUCAACAGAGGUGGUAGAUGCCUGAUACCUGUAUUUGCUCUAGGAAGAGCGCAGGAGCUUCUUCUCAUUCUGGACGAAUAUUGGAGUCAACAUUCAGAACUGCAUGAGAUACCAAUUUACUAUGCUUCCUCCUUGGCAAAGAAGUGUAUGGCUGUCUAUCAAACAUAUGUGAAUGCCAUGAAUGAUAAAAUUCGACGACAGAUAGCUAUCAAUAAUCCUUUCGUGUUCAAGCACAUCUCAAAUUUGAAGGGGAUAGAUCAUUUCGAAGAUAUUGGUCCAUGUGUCGUGAUGGCCUCUCCUGGUAUGAUGCAGAGCGGCUUGUCAAGAGAGCUGUUUGAAUCUUGGUGUACAGAUGCGAAGAACGGAGUCAUAAUAGCUGGCUAUUGCGUGGAGGGCACGCUGGCCAAGACCAUUCUAUCGGAACCAGAAGAAAUUACAACUAUGUCUGGGCAAAAGUUGCCAUUGAAAAUGUCUGUAGAUUACAUAUCAUUUUCCGCCCACACAGAUUACCAACAAACAUCGGAGUUCAUACGUACUUUGAAACCUCCGCACGUGGUGUUGGUGCAUGGUGAGCAAAAUGAAAUGGGUCGAUUGAAAGCGGCGUUACAGCGAGAAUAUGAGGACGAUCCCAACACUACCAUGGAGAUACACAAUCCACGAAAUACGGUCGCAGUCGAGCUGUAUUUUAGAGGUGAGAAGACCGCCAAGGUGAUGGGCACUCUGGCAAUGGAGACUCCCAGGCCAGGACAGACGUUGUCCGGCGUCCUGGUGAAGAGGAAUUUCAAUUAUCACAUGUUGGCUCCGUGUGACCUAUCCAAGUAUACGGAUAUGAGUAUGAGUCAAGUCAUUCAACGGCAGAGUGUAUACUUCUCCGCAUCGUUGCCCGUACUGAAGCAUUUGCUGACGCAGAUAGCCGGUACGCUCGAAAUCGUAGAUGAUAAGAAACUGAGGGUGUUCAAGAAUGUUGACGUUACAAUUGAUGGCAAAAUCGUCACGAUGGAGUGGGUGGCGACGCCGGUGAACGACAUGUACGCGGAUUCGGUUCUCACCGCAAUCUUGCAGGCUGAGCUCAUGGACCAAUCGCCUAAAGUUUUACCUGCACCUACUAAAAUGGACAGGAUGCACUUCAAGGAGUGCCUUAUAGAGAUGCUGCAGGAAAUGUUCGGCGAGGAUUCUGUGCCCAAGAUAUUCAAAGGUGAGAAACUCUACGUCACGGUAGAUGGUAAGAAGGCGCAUAUAGACUUAUUGAAUUUGGAAGUGACCAGCAAGGAGGACGAAACUUUCCAGCAAAUAGUGCAAACGGCGGUGACGAAAUUGUAUCAAUCGUUAGCUCCACCCUGCGAUGUAAUAUAGCGCAAAUAAACACCAUUAAUUUAUAUUCGUAAUAAACACCAUUUUGUAUUGUUAA